This is a messenger RNA of Serinus canaria (Common canary), 925 nucleotides long. RefSeq lists its product as uncharacterized. Bases 1 to 627 code for a protein of 208 amino acids. The transcript is spliced from 5 exons. Lineage: Eukaryota; Metazoa; Chordata; Aves; Passeriformes; Fringillidae. The record is from RefSeq and is a predicted model, not a curated record.
AUGGUACUUCUGGCACUAGCAGGGAAAAAAGAGCGAGGGCCGGGAGGAGGCAGGGAGACGAGCGGGGGAGCCUGCGGAGCAGCCGCGGUCACAGCCCAGCGGUUGGCUUUCAGCUGGGGCAGGGCUGGAGAGUGGGAUGGUUCCCACAGCAUCUCCCGGCUUCGGAAACCUCUCCCCUUCCAGCGCCGCGUGCGCCGCGCUGGCUCCGAGGGAUACAGAGGGCCCUCACCAGAAUCUGCAGCACAAGCCUUGCUUGCGAGAGGUAGGGCUGUUGGAACAGUUUUCCCUGGCUGUGCUUUAGUCAUAUGCAUUUCCACAUGCGGCAGGGUUAAAAGAUUCAUCGCCCUUCCUGACUCUGCUUCACCCCAGUGUUUGAGAGCAGUGGUGGGGGACAGCGAGGGAAAAAGGAAGACAUUAAUACACAACGAGAAGCUGAAAGCAAAAGGCCAGCCCGUGCUGCAUGUUCCCACUUCUCGGCAACUUGCGGAUGGUGGAGCUGAACAUGGCAUAUCUUUGUCCAUCCUGGAGAUGCAGGCAUUGAAUAGUCCUUCUGGAUAUGCAGGCCUGCCAAUUCUUGUCUUUUCUUCUGAGAUUGCUUGCCAGCGUGGAGAUGGCUUUGUGUUGUGAAUUCCUCUUUCACAGUUCUGCUCCAAACUGGGUUACAACCAUCAUGUUGUGCCGAGGUUGCCAUGCAGGUAUCCAUUCAGAAAGAUUUCCAAUGAGAACCAGCAAUGUUUUUCCUUUGCAGUGCUAAUAACAGUUAUUGUAGGAUUCUUCCUGUCCUGGGUGACUUUACAUAAGUGAUUGUGUAUGUGUGUGAGAUAGCAAAGGGGGGAAACAAGCAGAUGGAAGAGUAGUAAUAACUGGGGAGUGGAUGAGUCCACAGCACAUGGGCAAAGGAAAUGCUGGGAGAAAUAAUUAGUGC